GCGGCCCUGACAUCACAUUGACGGAAAUUUAGCUGAGCUCGUCCAAACUGACCAAUCCGAGAGCUCGGAGAUCUUUCAAUUCUUCAGCGUCGAUAAAGCCGAUUUGUGAUACCGAAAGACAUUAGUACUUCAGUGGGUGGCCCCGAACCAACAAUUGCGUAUAGCGCACACCUACCUAUCUUUUCGCAGUCGCGAGACAUCCAUAUCUCUACUUCGACCGUAAUGGCGACGAGACGAUUAGCUGCCGCCUCCUUGCGCGGGGCAAGCGCAAGAGCUACGGCCUCGGCUGCGCCUUGUCUACACGCACCGCGAGCUUCGUUCAGCUCGGCUUCUCAAGCACCACGGAACUCAAUCCCGAGGCCGCAACUGCGGAUGCUGCGCAACAUUGCGCGCGAGCGUCGCUGUCACUCGGACCCGCCGAACUAUCCGAAGAGUCAGUUCUGGUCCUUCGAGCAGAUCAAAGUAGCCCUCAGCCCAGCGAACACAUCGAAGCCACGCGUAACCCUAAUCGACGUGCGCGAGCCGGACGAGGUGCGCGAGACGGGGCGGAUCCCGGGGGCGCUGAACGUGCCGAUCAUGUCGCAGGCGGACAGCUUCUUCCUCAGCGCGGACGAGUUCCGGGACCGGUACGGGUUCGAGCGGCCCGGCGACGGCGGCGAGGACGAGAAGAUCGUGUUCUACUGCAAGGCCGGCGUGCGCAGCCGGUCCGCCGCCGAGCUGGCCAUGCAGGCUGGCUGGAAGAACGUCGGCGAGUACGCCGGCAGCUGGCUUGACUGGGUUAAGAAUGGUGGGGAUAUACAGAUUGGUGGUAAGGUACGGAAGGCGGAGAAGGAGAAGGAGAAGGGGAAGGGGGAUGGCGAGGGUGGGCGGUAGGCGGGUGGAUUCUGGAGGUAGAGGGGGAUGUGUGGAAGAUGAAGCAGCUCACUGUUUUCUUUUCCUGGCCCCUACCUCUUAUGUAUUUUAAAAACGGUUUCAGAGGAAUGAAUCUCCAAGGGCCAGCUAUGAAGUAAACAGGGCAGCGAGCUUCAAUAAACAAACACCAGCUGUCUAGGACCUAAGUUCAACAACAUACUAUACUUCCUUGAGCAUCAAAAAUCGUAGAGAUCAUGCAGUUCAAAACUAGGCAGAUCAGACCAAGUUGAUAUUACAUUGGUACAUGAAAGGUAUCAGCUAGUAGUGUACGCAACACUGUUCAGUCCAGUCCAGCCCAGUC
Messenger RNA from Annulohypoxylon truncatum, 1213 nucleotides. Its product is annotated as Rhodanese-like protein. The record is from RefSeq and is a predicted model, not a curated record. Lineage: Eukaryota; Fungi; Ascomycota; Sordariomycetes; Xylariales; Hypoxylaceae. Gene Ontology annotation, molecular function: thiosulfate-cyanide sulfurtransferase activity. The transcript has 2 exons. Bases 223 to 873 code for a protein of 216 amino acids. Gene Ontology annotation, cellular component: mitochondrion.